AACUAUAUGCUUCUAGUCCACCGAUUUUGUCGAGGGAGAACGAGUAAUAAAGUUCCAUGGCUAGGCCUAGGUAGCAUCUAUCUAGCCCUUUACAUUGUAGUAUUUAUAUGUGGCCUGAAACUGAUGUUUCUUAGUUCACAAUUCACAUUAACCCAAACAAACCCCUACUAUUAUUGAAAAUUUAACACAUAUGGCACCAGCUCAAACCCUAAUCAGUUCUAAAAACGUGGCAGUGAUCGGAGCCGGAGCAGCCGGUCUCAUAACGUCUAGGGAGCUUCGUCGUGAAGGUCACAGUGUAGUCGUGUUUGAACGAGAGAAACAUGUGGGUGGUCUUUGGGUUUACACACCUAAAUCCGAAUCCGACCUGCUUAGCCUCGACCCGACCAGAUCUAAAGUGCACUCGAGCAUCUACGAUUCUCUCCGAACCAAUGUCCCGAGAGAGAGUAUGGGUGUCAGGGCAUUUCCGUUUUUGCCACGUUUCGAUGACGAGUCAAGAGACCCGAGACGGUACCCAAAUCACAGAGAAGUUCUUGCGUAUGUUCAAGAAUUUGCUAGAGAGUUCAAAAUUGAGGAGAUGAUCCGGUUCGAAACCGAGGUGGUUCGGGUCGAACCGGUUAUCGAGAAAUGGAGGGUCCAGUCAAAAAACCCCGGCGGUGACUUCGAUGAUGAGAUCUUUGACGCAGUCGUGGUUUGCACUGGUCACUAUACAGAACCAAACGUUCCUCAUAUUCCUGGUAUAAAAUCGUGGCCAGGAAAGCAGAUCCAUAGCCACAACUACAGAGUUCCUGAUCCAUUCAAAAACGAGGUGGUGGUGGUGAUAGGAAAUUUUGCGAGCGGUGCGGAUAUUAGUAGGGACAUAGCUAAGGUCGCAAAAGAAGUCCACAUUGCAUCUAGAGCAAAGGAACCCCACACAUACGAGAAGAUUCCCGUUCCCCAAAACAAUCUAUGGAUGCAUUCUGAAAUCGACACCACACGUGAAGAUGGGUCAAUUGUUUUCAAAAACGGGAAGGAGGUAUUUGCUGAUAGCAUUGUGUAUUGCACCGGGUACAAGUAUAACUUCCCAUUUCUUGAAACCAAUGGCUAUUUGCGCAUUGAUGAGAAACGCGUUGAACAUUUAUACAAGCACGUAUUUCCACCCGCGCUUUCCCCCGGACUUUCUUUUGUUGGUGUACCAGCAAUGGGCAUAGUAUUUGUUAUGUUUGAAAUCCAAAGCAAAUGGGUGGCAGCAGUUUUGUCAGGACGGGUGACACUUCCUCCACCGGACAACAUGAUGGACGAUAUUAAUGAAUGGUAUGCGUCGCUUGAUGUGAUAGGUAUUCCCAAAAGACAUACGCAUACAAUAGGCAGAAUUCAGAGUGAGUACCUCAAUUGGGUCGCAAAAGAAUGUGGUUGUGAACUCGUAGAACGUUGGAGAGCUCAAGAAGUUGACGGCGGAUACGUGAGACUUGUCACCCACCCAGAAACUUACCGUGAUGAAUGGGACGACGAUGAACUCAUAGAAGAAGCGUACCAUGAUUUCUCUAGGAAGAAGUUGAUUAGUUUUGAUUCUUCUUAUUACCUAGAAAAUGUAAGAUGAUUUGAGUCAAUAGUGCCUGAUUAAUUGUUUUUUUUUGGUGGGUGGGUUUAUUACAAUAAAUUGCAAAACUAUUGUAACCUUUCCGGGGGAGGGUUUGUAAUGCCCUUACUGUUUUAAUUUAUUUUUGCGUCUGUUGUUUGGCUAUUUUCAUCAUUUAGUUUAAUACAUUUGCAUGA
Messenger RNA from Camelina sativa (false flax), 1752 nucleotides. Its product is annotated as flavin-containing monooxygenase FMO GS-OX3. NCBI's taxonomy places the organism in Eukaryota, Viridiplantae, Streptophyta, Magnoliopsida, Brassicales, Brassicaceae. The record is from RefSeq and is a predicted model, not a curated record. Gene Ontology annotation, molecular function: NADP binding; N,N-dimethylaniline monooxygenase activity; flavin adenine dinucleotide binding.